Coniophora puteana RWD-64-598 SS2 is the source of this 333-nucleotide messenger RNA. RefSeq lists its product as uncharacterized. The coding region runs from base 1 to 333 and encodes 110 amino acids. The record is from RefSeq and is a predicted model, not a curated record. Lineage: Eukaryota; Fungi; Basidiomycota; Agaricomycetes; Boletales; Coniophoraceae. The transcript is spliced from 2 exons.
AUGACGCGCCUGACCCAGGCACCUCCGCGCCCCGCAUGCAAGCGUCGCAAGCGUCGCGGUGCCCGAGCACCCAUGUUUCGAAUUCCGCGCGCUCUCUGUGCUCGCACGCUUUUGCACCGCUCAGACGACCUGCGGUGGUUUUCGGACGGACGGCUCGUUCCCAUCGUCGACGACACCGUAAAUGUCCCGAGGGGAACAGACUCCCAGGAUCAGAGGGUAUGCAAGUACCUCAUCGGUCUUGAAUCAUUUGUCGUGGCUUCAAUCAUGACAUCGCCUUCGAUGCGCCAUGAUGCUGUUCAGACCUACUGGAUUAUGCCAGGUUCUCUCUUCUAG